CGGAUGAGGUCACUCUUUGUGGCGGCUGCCGUUGGCAAGAUGGCGCCGGUGUUGGCCGAGAAGAAGCUGCUGGAGCCGGACGGGCCUUUGGCUGCAGACCUCCCCAGCGAGGAGGAGGAAGGCCAGAGCCUCUGGUUAUCAAUAUUGAGUGAAGUCUCCACCCGCUCCAGGUCUAAAUUACCAUCAGGCAAAAAUAUUCUUGUCUUUGGUGAUGAUGGCUCUGGUAAAACAACCCUGCUGACUAAAAUCCAAGGAAUAGAGCAUGGCAAGAAAGGAAGAGGGCUGGAAUACUUAUAUCUAAAUGUCCAUGAUGAAGAUAGAGAUGAUCAGACCCGCUGUAAUGUUUGGAUUCUCGAUGGCGAUUUGUAUCACAAAGGUCUCUUGAAGUUUGCCGUGACAGCAGAAUCGUUGCAGGAGACUCUCGUAAUCUUUGUGGCAGAUAUGUCUAGGCCAUGGACUAUUCUGGAAUCUUUACAAAAAUGGGCAAGUGUCUUGCGGGAACAUAUUGAUAAACUGAAAAUCCCCCCGGAAGAAAUGAGAAACAUGGAGCAACAAUUUGUGAAGAUUUUUCAAGAAUAUGUAGAACCGGAAGGAGGUUAUCAGGGAUCCCCACAAAGAAGAGGUCCAUCAGGCCAAGAUGAAGAGAAUAUUGCUCUACCUCUCGGAGAGAAUGUGCUGACUCACAAUCUUGGGAUCCCUGUGGUGGUAGUUUGCACAAAGUGUGACGCAAUGAGUGUGUUAGAAAAAGAGCACGACUACAGGGAAGAACACUUUGAUUUCAUUCAGUCGCACAUUCGUAGGUUCUGCUUGCAGUAUGGAGCGGCCUUGAUCUAUACAUCCGUUAAGGAGGAGAAGAACCUUGAAUUGUUAUAUAAGUACAUUGUACAUAAAAAAUACGGCUUUCACUUUGCAAACCCUGCCUUAGUGGUAGAAAAGGACGCAGUUUUUAUACCGGCUGGCUGGGACAAUGAAAAGAAAAUUGCAAUCCUGCAUGAGAAUUUCACAACAGUGAAACCAGAAGAUGCAUACGAAGACUUCAUCGUAAAGCCACCCGUAAGAAAGUUAGUUCACGAUAAAGAGUUUGCGGCAGAAGAUGAGCAGGUCUUUCUGAUGAAGCAGCAGUCAUACCUUGCCAAGCAGCCGGCAACCCCUACCAGAGCUUCUGAAUCUCCUGCUCGUGGUCCUUCCGGCUCACCCCGACCGCAAGGCAGGACAGGCCCUGCCACCGUUCCCAGCGCCUCCCCAAUAGCGUCCGUCAAGAAGCCAGAUCCGGCUAUUAAAAACAAUGCCGCAAGCGAAGGAGUCCUAGCCAGUUUCUUCAACAGCCUCUUGAGUAAAAAGACAGGUUCUCCCGGGAGUCCCGGUGCAGGAGGAGGAGGAGGAGGAGGAGGAGUGCAAAGCACCGGUAAAAAAUCAGGGCAAAAACCCGUUUUGACGAACGUCCAAGAAGAGCUGGAUAGAAUGACUCGCAAGCCAGACUCAGUCGUAACAACCAACUCCUCUCUGACGGAGAACGAAGCUUGAGAAUCUUUGAACCUCCAUAUGUAAAUGACCAAAUAGUGAUGUACAUUGACCUGAUAACACCAGGAGCUUCCUGCUGUGGCAGAUGCUUUCAGUUUUUUCUUGGGGAAAUGAAAUUUAACCUUCAUUGGCUUGUCCCAGUGUCAAGUGCACAUUCAGGAAGUUUUGCGUCUAAAUUUCCUCUGUUUUAUGAUAACCAUUUUAGAGUUUAAAUAGGGCAUUUCUCUUAAUUUGGUUUCAAGCAAUAGGAAGAAGCGCACAGAAGCAAGAGGUGGAGUUCCUGCUGAAAAGCCACGAGCUGCUGCUGGCACGGAGGAAGCGCAAAGUCCUCUUCUUCUCUCUUUUUUUCCAAGUUAAUUGGAGUUGGCCAUGGAAAUGCGUACUUGUGUUUGUAGAGGGUGCAAUGUAGCAGAAUGUGGGUUGGAUGAUGAGUGUGUACAAAAUGGCGGUGUUUUGAAAGGAUAAAAGGCAAGACCUGAUCAAUAGAAGCGAAAAGCACGUUGGAUGUAAAUCAGAUAAUCAUGUUGGUAAAAAUAAAAAUAAAUGCCUUUACAAUUGGGAAACAGAAAAUACAAGCAUCAUGGAAACUAUUCCAAUGGCAUUUUUUUUCCAGUUCUAAUAAGAAGAUACAUAAAGUAUGGUGGGUACUCUUUUUGUCGUAACUGACACGGGGAGAAAUUUGUUCAGACCAAGUGCCUGGCACAGUGUGAGAUGUUUCUUCUCGAAGGUGCUUGAACCUCUUGUGCACUAUUGUACAAACAGUGUCUCUUUAAUUAUUAUUUUUUUUAAUUUUAACCCGGUAACUUUGGUAGCUGGGUUGAAUUUUGCAUCCUUUUUUUCCUCCCCCUGAUAGUUUUUUUUUCUUUUCGUUUUUCUUUUUAAUACCAACCAUCUGGCCUGUGAAGAGGAAUGAGGGACAUGUCAUUUCUCUGCAGUGAAAUGGAAACGCAAAUCUUUCUUUUGUAUCCAAGAGUUAAUUGCAAAGGUCAACACUGAUUUUCUGCCUUAAGGCUUUAAAACCCCUAUGGUGAGUUUGGGGUAGCCUCCAAAAUUCUGGUUCCAGAUUGGAUUAAACAAAGGGUUGUAGGUAUACAGAGAAGAAGAAAAAAGAAUGCAGACUUACGUGACUUCAUUACAUUUGUGCUUUACCCCUUCGGUGUUGCCUUUUCAAUGUGGAAAUAAUUUUGACGGUUGGCCCCUGUUGCUGCUCAGAUGAGUUCCCAUAGCCACUUGGAGUAAGACUCCCACAGUUAACUGAAAUGGCACUUUUGAAUUUCUGUACAAUUUAUUUGACAGACAAACACUAACUUAUUUGUACCAAACUUGUUUGUAAGCAGCACAUUGGAGGGAUAUACCACCAUGGAUUAUGCAGACUUUGUAUUGAUACAAAGGUUUUUUGUGUUACGUUAAAUCUUGUUUCUGAAUAGAACCACCCUAAUAUUUAUAUACCUAUAUCUAUAUAUAUUGUUAAAUAUACAAAAUAAAUUGACCACUAACACAUUACUGGAUGUAAUUGCAACCCACAUGUUGUAGAGAGAGACCAUUUCUCUUCGUUUUUGUAAGUCUGUCUAAUGCUAGCUAGAAAACUAAGAGUAUUUACUUGCAUUAACAUGAAAAUAUGUUUACUUAUGUCAGUUACAUUUUUUUUAAACAAUACAUGGUCAACUACAUUAUAAAACUCAGUUUUGACCAACGUUACCAGGCUCUUAAACUCAGAAGUUGUGAUCAGGGAAUUUGGUUUGUGUUUGGGCUGCCAUUUACAAGCCAGCGUAGGUUUUGCUACAUUGUAAAAUUAGCCUCGUGCCAUCCCAGUAGUAGUAAUUCAAUCUGUCCUCAUGGUAGCGCCUUUAGUAUAUCCUAUUCAGUAAGUAAAGUUUUGGUGCCAUUUAUACAUAAAGAACCAGUGAGUGUAUUGAGAUGAUUGAAUUUAUGCUUGGAUUUAAACAGAUGGGAGUGUGACAGCUAUGGGGUGGUGGGUUUUGUUUUUAAUGGGUUAGCCGUUCCGAAGAUGAUUAUGACAGCCGGAUGAUUUCAUUGAAUUCUGGAGAAUAAAACCUUAAAAUCGAACUGGGCUUGGGGAAAACACAACAAAUUAUUUGCUGCUGUUCUAAGAGCACUAGCUAGGUCUCAAGGCCCAACUGAUCUUAUUAAAAAAUUUGUCAUGCACCAAGUUAAUUUACUUGUUUUUUUGAAAGCUGUAGACAACAGGAUUUUUUAAAAUUUGUAUCAAAUGAGCAUUGGAUUUGCAAAAUAAAAAAGGCCAAUAACAUAUUACUUUCCAGUUCUACAAAGAUCAUUGGGACUCAAACAGAAUUUGGAAUGCCCCUCCCUCUACUCUUCUACUUUGCAAGUGAAUGCUCCUAGUUUUUCAAAAGAAGGAAACUGUAAGUGAUGUGAUGUUUGUCAGUUGCCAAAGUCUAGCAACUUUGGAACCCUGCACCAUUGUCUUUUCUGGUGUUCUCAAGCAUUAGAACCAAAGGCCAACUGCAAAACAGCCUUUAUGUUUAAAACUACCAUUAAGUUUAUUUUCAGGAUUCACUUUUAUGGAAGACUGUUAGAAUUACUACCUGGCUCUAUUUAUACUGCAUAUAAUAAUUGCAUCUGCUGUUCACGUUUAAACUAAAGUAAUAAUAUAUUGGACUUGAAGAUAAGGCAAAUAUAAAUCAGUUAAGGAUUGGCCCGCCAUCCAAAAUUUUGUUUUAUGCUGCUUGAUUUUUAAGUUUGCACUUCUAUUGGCAUUUUAAAACUUGUUUCAACAGAACUUGUAUGUACGUAUUUAAUUUAACAUGUUGAAAGUGACUGAACUUAACCAUACCCAUGCUGUAAAUGAAAGUUCUCUCUCUUGUAUUCAGUUUAUUGAUGUUUUUAACUUUUCAGUGGAGACUGCAGAUGUAUCCAGCACAACCCUUAGUCCAGUUGUAUGGCUUUAAACAGGUGCAGUCCUGUGGAACCUUGCUUUCUAGUGCUGGCGAAAAAUGAGGACAUGUCUUUAACGGCUUCAAAUAAACAACCAACCAAGACGA
Messenger RNA from Notechis scutatus (mainland tiger snake), 4544 nucleotides. RefSeq names its product dynein cytoplasmic 1 light intermediate chain 2 (gene DYNC1LI2). Gene Ontology annotation, molecular function: dynein heavy chain binding. The record is from RefSeq and is a predicted model, not a curated record. Gene Ontology annotation, biological process: microtubule cytoskeleton organization; microtubule-based movement. Lineage: Eukaryota; Metazoa; Chordata; Lepidosauria; Squamata; Elapidae. Gene Ontology annotation, cellular component: centrosome; cytoplasmic dynein complex.